This is a messenger RNA of Striga hermonthica, 1812 nucleotides long. The record is from the annotation of a GenBank genome assembly. NCBI's taxonomy places the organism in Eukaryota, Viridiplantae, Streptophyta, Magnoliopsida, Lamiales, Orobanchaceae.
AUGGAAGUUUCUCCGAGGAGUGAUCCUCCAUUGCGGUCGUUCGACGCGAAAGCUCUGGUCUCCUUCUACUCCAACUACCUCUUCAACCGCCUGCUCUCAUUCUUUCCUAUCUCCGUAAGUUCCGUGGACGUUUUGCUCUCGAGGAUCCGCGGCGUCUAUGGCAGCCCAAAACGGCGUCGCCGGAAGACUUGCCUCCCUUUGCCUCUGCCGUCCGCUGCCACCACCGCGUCACUCGACCAGUCUGCUGCGAUUUCAUCCGAGACAUGUAAAAUCACUGAGGUGUUGGAGGAUAUUAUUGAGCACACACUUCGAAAUUUGCACAGCAUCCAAAAGAAUUUGGGGUUUUGGCAGUCCAGAGCUGAGGGUUCUAGAGGCCAGAAAGCAUACUUUAUGAUAUGCGAACGGGGCCCUGGAGCAUUUGUUAGUGGAACUUUCCAACUGAUACGUGAUUCUCUUGCUGAUGGUUCUAGCAUGGAAAAGCUCUAUAGUUCAGCAUCUUCCCAUAUAUCUGAGAGGAUCAGCGUAUUGAAUAGUCUACGAUAUUCAAUGGCUACCUUUUUGGCGAAGGUUUAUAUGGAGGUUGACAAAUUUGGGGAGGAUCUGGUUAAGGAUCCACGUAAUUCAUUGCCUUCGUUAUUGGUUGCUAUCAAUGACCUCUUUCUAAAAUUGGAGGCAUCGAUUGGCCAUUUUCAUGCAAAUCGUCAGACUGGCUCAUCGGUGGAUGGAAGCUAUUCCCUCCCUUUGAUGUUUGUAAAACUUCCUGAAGUGAACCAGGAAGGUUCUCAGUGGACGAAUUGUGAGGUCACAGAUGCUGUCAACUUAAUUUAUGAAAACCUACAGAGAUUGGAUUCCUAUUUGUCCAUGCUUGUUUUCAAACAUCGCAAGCCAAGGAAAUUAACUUUGCACUGGGUGCAAUAUAGUUGUGGGGCCUUUGGACUUACUGUUUGUUCAUUAUGGCUUCUUCGCCAUAGCAAGUUAAUGGGAAGCUCUGAUAUUGACAAUUGGAUUCACGAAGCAAAGGAGUCAACCAUAAGCUUUUGGAACGAUCAUGUUGAGCAGCCAGUUCUCGCAAUUAGGGAUGAGCUUUUUGAGACCUUCAGAAAAAGGCAAAAAGGAGUAAUGGAGCGUAAAGAAGUGCAAUUGACUGCUGACUCCCUGCAUAGAAUGCUGCUAGCUUUCAGUGAGCAGGCAGUAGGUAAAAAAUUUCCACAAAAUGCAUCCGACCAGGAAAUGCUGGAAAUUGUAAUGACCAGGUACGAGAAAGAACUUACGCAUCCAAUCCAGGGCCUUGUUGGUGGAGAACUUGCUCGUGCUCUUCUUAUUCAGGUUCAGAAGCUAAAACUGGAUAUUGAAGAAGCAAUGCUUGAGCUAGAUCAGAUCCUGAGGGCCAAUGAGAUCAACUUUGCCAUUUUAGCUGCUUUGCCCGCGUUCUUUCUUUCGCUCAUUCUGCUCAUGUUGGUGCGGGCAUGGUUUAAACAGGAUACCCGAGCUGAAGGCAGGGGAAGAAUUGCUCGUAUACAGAGAAGGCUACUGCUAGUGGAAAUUGAGAGAGCUAUAAUGCAGUUCCAGAUUUGCAAAGAUCAAGGAUUGGAAAACGAUGCACAGUGCAUGUACGGCCUGGCUCUGUGUUUCCUUGAUUCCCUAUACUGUGUGGUGGAGAGACAUGCCAAGACAACGGGUGAAUGGAUAUGUUUAAGACAGGACAUUGUUGAUUUGGCGAAGCCAGGAAUCGAAACUGGACAUAAGCUCGGUAUCACGUCACGCAUGGUUCGCGUGUAUGACUGUUUGCUCCCAUCCACAAAACGCCAAUAG